AUGGCAAACGACUACAUUUCCUUUGUUUUCAAGUCGCUGCUUCUGUUAAUUCACCUUGUAUUCUUAGGUCAGCACCAUGUUGAUUCUGCCUCAGUCGUCAAGUCUCUUCCUGGUUUUGAAGGCCCUCUUCCCUUUGAGCUCGAAACCGGGUAUAUUGGUGUUGGUGAGGAAGAGGAAGUGCAACUGUUCUACUACUUCAUCAAGUCUGAGAGGAACCCAAAAGAAGACCCUCUUCUUCUCUGGCUAACUGGAGGACCUGGCUGCUCUGCCAUCUCUGGCCUUCUUUAUGAGAAUGGCCCUUUGACUAUGAAGCUUGAUGUUUACAAUGGAACUCUUCCUUCCUUGGUAUCUACUACAUAUUCAUGGACAAAGAAUUCGAGCAUGAUAUUCUUGGAUCAGCCCGUUGGAACUGGCUUCUCCUAUUCAAGAACUGAACUUUUUAAUAAACCCAGUGAUACAGGAGAAGCCAAACGGAUCCAUGAGUUUCUUCAAAAGUGGCUAGGCAAGCAUCAAGAAUUUUCCUCCAACCCUUUCUAUGUUGGUGGAGAUUCUUAUUCCGGUAUCACUGUUCCGGCUACUGUUCAAGAAAUCUCCAAAGGAAAUUAUCAAUGCUGCAAACCUCCAAUAAAUCUUCAGGGUUAUAUGCUCGGUAACCCAAUAACAGACUCCAAAAUUGAUGGUAACAGCCAAAUUCCGUAUGCUCAUGGAAUGGCACUGAUAUCUGAUGAACUCUACGAGUCGCUAAAGAGAAUCUGCAAAGGAGAAUAUGAACAUGUUGAUCCAUAUAACACAGAAUGCUUGAAACUUCUUGAAGAAUUUAAUGAGUGUACAAGUAAACUAUACAGAUCACAUAUAUUAUACCCAUUGUGUGAAAUGACAAAUCCGGAUUGCUAUAUUUAUCGGUAUUCACUAAGUCACUACUGGGUUAAUGACGAAACCGUACGCAAAGCUCUUCAAAUCAAUAAGGAGAGUAUAAGGGAAUGGAAACGAUGUGAUUGGAGUAAGCCAUACACUAAAGACAUUAUAAGCAGCGUACCUUACCAUAUGAACAAUAGCAUAAAUGGCUAUCGUUCUCUCAUUUUCAGUGGUGAUCACGAUUUCGAAGUACCUUUAAUUGGAACUCAAGUUUGGAUAAAGUCUCUCAACUAUGCCAUCGUUGAUAAAUGGAGACCAUGGAUGAUCAACAAUCAAGUCGCUGGAUACACAAGAACUUAUGCGAAUAAAAUGACAUUUGCUACUGUCAAAGGAGGUGGGCACACAGCAGAGUAUAAGCCAGAUGAAACCUUUAUCAUGUUCCAAAGGUGGAUCAAUGGACAAGCUCUGUAAUAGAAGAAAAUGUGGCUUUUACCGUUUUACGUACAAAGGACAAUUGUUGGGUCGUUGCUAUAUGGUUGACGGCUAUAUUUGGGUUUAUUUUGAAAAGAUUAUUUGUUUGUAUGUUUUUAUGUUAGAAGAUAUUUUUUUUUCUUUAAGUCGAAGGGCUAUUUAGCAAAAAACCUAUGAAAAACAAACUAACAAUUAUCGAGAGGUGUUUGGAAAGAAAUGAUCAGAAAUUUGUCUUUCUC
Molecule: messenger RNA, 1565 nt
Organism: Arabidopsis thaliana (thale cress)
Lineage: Eukaryota; Viridiplantae; Streptophyta; Magnoliopsida; Brassicales; Brassicaceae
Gene: scpl6
Product: serine carboxypeptidase-like 6
Exons: 14
Coding region: 1-1326 (441 amino acids)
Biological process (GO): secondary metabolic process; proteolysis
Cellular component (GO): extracellular region
Molecular function (GO): O-sinapoyltransferase activity; serine-type carboxypeptidase activity
Source: RefSeq, marked reviewed